Messenger RNA from Microstroma glucosiphilum, 1287 nucleotides. Its product is annotated as acetolactate synthase. Gene Ontology annotation, biological process: branched-chain amino acid biosynthetic process. The transcript has 2 exons. The coding region runs from base 56 to 1120 and encodes 354 amino acids. Lineage: Eukaryota; Fungi; Basidiomycota; Exobasidiomycetes; Microstromatales; Microstromataceae. Gene Ontology annotation, cellular component: mitochondrial nucleoid; acetolactate synthase complex. The record is from RefSeq and is a predicted model, not a curated record. Gene Ontology annotation, molecular function: acetolactate synthase regulator activity.
CCUCAACAUCAUCCUCAUCCUCGCCGGCCACUGCGAGUCGCUCAGUCCUCACAAGAUGUCACGCUAUGGCUUGCCCCUCCUACGAGGGUCGCUCCGAGCCUCUUCUCUCCUCCCCGCCGCUGCCCCCUCUGCCGCCCCACUACCGCGCUUCUUCUCAUCCCCAACUGCCCCACGCUUCGAAAAGGAGGAAGACUCUACCUCUGCCCUGGACUACAAGCUGCGUCACCACCUCAGGAAACUCCCACCUCUCCCUUCUCUAGAGCCACCCGAGAUGCAGGCUGGAGAAGCCGUGAGCAACAUUUUGUACAACACGCCCACACCUAGCAGACAGCCCUUUAAGAGGCACAUCCUCAACACCCUUGUGCAAAACGAGCCCGGUGUCUUGUCAAGGGUAGCAGGAACUCUAGCCGCCAGGGGAUUCAACAUCGACUCGCUCGUCGUGUGUGCAACAGAGAUCCGAGACCUCUCGCGUAUGUGCAUCGUACUCAGAGGACAAGAUGGAGUGGUGGAGCAGGCACGUAGACAGCUUGAAGAUCUAGUCCCCGUAUGGGCCGUAUUGGACUACAGUGACACAAAAGUCAUUGAACGUGAGCUAAUGCUGGUCAAAGUCAGUAUCCUCGGACCAGAGUACUUUGAAGAAUCGCAAUAUGGAGCUUAUUCUGGUGGAAUGGGCAGCGGAUCUUCCUCCCACGUACCGCCUGAAUUGCUGGCAGAGAGGCAGAGUGGGGGCAAGGAGCCUUCCAAAGCUCCCGGAAAUGCAGCCAACGCCGUAGGAGCCGCCUCGGAGGCUCGAUCGGGCGCAGCUGCCCUGCCAAUGACUCCUUCAGAAGCUCUGAGGGUGAAGAGCGAUAACAUGAGGAGCGUCAUUGCCCUCGCAGAACAAUUCAGGGGACAGGUAGUGGACGUGAGCAGUAAUAGCGUAAUUGUAGAGAUGAGCGGAAAGACGAGCAGGUGUGACGCAUUCCUCAAGCUCGUAAGGCCAUUCGGUGUCCUGGAGUGUGCUAGAAGUGGAACUAUGGUCCUGCCUCGAUCCCCCAUUACCUCGUCAUGGACUGGUAAUGAUGAGCUCACAGAGGAGGAAUUGGCAGAGGUCGACGCCUCUCUCCUGCCACCGGGAUAGAUGCAGCGCUUUCUCAGUCCCUUGAAGGAAGAAGGUUCUUGGCAACUCACCAGCCCCCUGUACGCUAGAAAUUGGUAAUGUCACACUCGUCUAGUCGAUACAUUCCGGCAGCUCAGACUGCACUCAAAAGUGUGAGAUUCUAUCUGAAUUGAAAUCGACGUUCAGAU